Branchiostoma floridae (Florida lancelet) is the source of this 4102-nucleotide messenger RNA. RefSeq lists its product as uncharacterized. Bases 385 to 3258 code for a protein of 957 amino acids. The record is from RefSeq and is a predicted model, not a curated record. The transcript has a single exon. NCBI's taxonomy places the organism in Eukaryota, Metazoa, Chordata, Leptocardii, Amphioxiformes, Branchiostomatidae. Gene Ontology annotation, molecular function: transmembrane receptor protein tyrosine kinase activity; ATP binding; calcium ion binding. Gene Ontology annotation, cellular component: membrane; signaling receptor complex. Gene Ontology annotation, biological process: positive regulation of kinase activity; cell surface receptor protein tyrosine kinase signaling pathway; multicellular organism development.
UUGGCUUUGUGCCAGGAAUGUUCUAAAAAUGUCCUCACUUUGCUGUCGUACACCUGCCCUAUGUCCAUGUGGACGGGCCCAUACUAGCCUGAUUAAAUCUCGCUUAUAGUAGCCCGCGCAAUAUCCGCCGGCCCCCUCCGCGGGGAGGGGCCAGUUACAGCCCUGGACAGCGGAGUUUGCGUUACACAGACUAGGCCCAUACUAACUAAAGAACAAUGCCCUACCCCAAUCGUACCCUGAAUGAGAGUGACGUAUAACUGAGGAAAUAGGAAUAAAUGUUUUACAUCCGUUCAUAUCCAGUUAGAGACCGCUCCCAUCAACGCACCUGCAGCUACAUAACGUGAUAACAUUUCUUCGACAGCGUGGUGUCUGUGUGAAGAGAAGAUGCCGUGUGCGACGUCCUGUGCCGUAUUCCUGCUGGCCGCUCUGCUCUCAUCCUCCCAGGCCCGCCGAGACGCCGCGGUGUGGUAUGAAGACGUCUCAAUACGCGAGGAUGCGUCCGUCGGCAGCACAGUCAAGCACCUGCGAGACGUCGUUAACGCCAGCGAUGUAGAAGGAAAUGGAACGUCCUGGGCAGUGAACAUCACCAGAGGCAACGGUUUGGGACGGUUUGAGGUCGUUCCUGAGAACCUGACGCUAACCGUGGCCGCGCCGCUGGACUAUGAGUUCAGUCCGCGGUACAACCUGUCCCUGGAGCUGACAGAUACUGCAGACAACAGCGUCUGGCUCGUGAACCUCGUCAUCGUGGUCACGGACGUGCCGGGAUACCCGCCGUACUACAACAAGCGGUGCGAAACACCAGUUAUUCCUGAUGAUGGGCCGGGUGAGAACUAUGUGCUGCUGAGCAGUACUAAUGGACAUUACGAUGUUGUACUUCAUCAUCAUAUCGACGCUGAAAAUCCUUCAACCACACAUCAGUACCCCGACCUAAUCCCCACUCUUCGUGACGGAGAAAUUGAUGUUGUCAUGGGGGACUGCUCCCUUCGAUUGUGUCUUGCUUUCAGCCCAUCUUCGUAUGAUAUCGAUAAAUUAUUGCUCGAGACGCCAUUGAGGGUUCCUGAGAAUGAAGGCAGAUUGGAGUUUCCAUGUCGCGACAGACAGUUCAAAAGUAAGGGUAAGGCUGUAUUUUUGGACACUGAAUACGGCCAUACGUUGCCUGAGUGGGCACAAGGUGGUCAGUGCGAGAUGGGCAUGGCAGAAGGGCUCCCGUAUGUUUGGCUUGUAGAGUUUAAUGACAUAUGGUCUACUUCGUCCAAUCGGAUACAAUGUACCGAUGUCGUCGCAAUUCACGCAUUUGCUGUUAGCCUAUUGGGAGUCGAUAUCAAUUUUCAGUACGACGUUACAGGAUGUCCCGAGGGCAGAUACGGUCUGUACUGUGACAAAGACUGUAUUUGUAAGAACGGAGCCCGUUGCCAUGGCUUUAACGGUGCGUGUGAGUGCCGCCCGGGAUGGAGAGGGAGGGUCUGUGAUAUUCCCUGGCCUGAGGUCGUCAUCGUGGAUAAACCUGGCGAUUCAGUCGUGAAGUACAUCGGUACCAACCUGACUCUGACCUGCCUGGCUCCACACAUCCACGUAGCAAAUAUGACGUGGGUUUAUCCAGCAGAAAAGAAUUAUAAUGAAACGAGAAUCAUUGAAGAAGGAGCAGUACAAAACAGACCCAUCAACUUCGAGCCGAUCUUAGAGACUGCCAAUGGUGAAUAUACUUGUGUGGUAAAAGCUAUAGAUGGUGAAGUGAUCAAUGCGACCUUUAUCCUCAACGCUACCAGAUGCCCACCUGGCUACUGGGGUGAAGUUUGUCACCAGGUGUGCGACUGUCAGUACGGAGGGACGUGUGACAGGUGGGAGGGUUGUCUGUGUCCUCCCGGUCGUCAUGGAGACAGGUGUGAAUAUAUCUGCGCACCUGGCGCAUUCGGUUGGAACUGCAGCAUGAACUGUCACUGUCAGAACAACGCCUCGUGUGAUCCCGUCAAUGGCACCUGUAUCUGUGCAGAAGGCCAGUGGGGCGACUCAUGCCAGAAUUUUUACUUUUGCCCUCCCGGUCUUUAUGGAGACAGGUGUGAACACACAUGCACACCUGGCAGCUUCGGUUUGAACUGCAGCAAGGAUUGUCACUGUCAGAACAACGCCUCAUGUGACCCAGUCAACGGUACCUGUUUUUGUGUAGAGGGACAAUCAGGUAGAUUUUGUGAGAAUGCCCCCAAGCCUGAAAGUAACCGAGUGUUGGCUUCCGUUAUUCCUGCCAUGUUUAUAGUCUGUUGUAUCGUGAUUGUGAUCCUGGCAAGGCGGCGUAGGCUGCGUACAAAUGACACAGCGGACAUAGAAAUGGAGACCCUCUCACCAUGGGAACUAGACAGACAAGACAUUCAUUUCGAGCAUAUGAUCGGCGAGGGAGAGUUCGGCCACGUCGUGCGGGGAAGACUGCGCGUUCCCGAGGGGUACCAGGUUUUGGUGGCCGCCAAAAGUAUCCGGCCCGACCGCAUGACAGCGUCGGCUGUCCGCGACUUUCGCCGCGAGAUGGACAUCCUCGCCAGGAUCCACGAGGACAAGGCUGGACACCCGAAUGUGGUCAAGUUUUACGGGGUUCUGACUAAAUCGGAGCCACAGUACAUUGUUGUGGAGUACGCGACUAACGAAGAACUGCGGCGGUACCUGUGGAGUCUGAGAGAACAAUUCAAGGUGACAGGACAUAGGAAACUGUUAGAACGACUCGGGUUUGCUUCUGGCGUGGCCAGUGGGUUAUCGGAGCUGGCACGUCUGAAGAUCGUGCACAGGGACAUCGCAGCCCGUAACGUCGUCAUCAGCGACAGGAAGGUGGCCAAGAUCGCGGAUUUCGGGCUGUCGCGCGACGUUUACGUGUCGUCGGCGUACAAACGCACCAACCAGGGCGGGGAGGAGGAGCUGUUGCCGCUGAAGUGGAUGGCCCUGGAGUCGUUACGGGACGGGGUGUACACGUGCGAGAGUGACGUGUGGUCGUACGGCGUGCUGCUGUGGGAGAUCGCCAGCUUUGGGGAGGAGCCGCGCUAUGCUGGCGGCCCGAUGCACCCGGACGUGUGCACGCUGUUGGAGCUGCUGAGGAAAGGAGUCCGUCUGCAGCAGCCGGAGAACUGUCCGCUGUCGGUGUACCGCAUCAUCAGGUCCUGCUGGAUAGUGGACCCGUCCAAGCGACCGACUCCUGAGGAGCUGCUGCAAAAGAUAGACCAGCUGAGGCCACGGAGGGAUGCUGCUCACCUCGUUGAUCAUGGCAUUUCAUGGCAAUGAAGUUUCUGCUAACGGCACAAGAAGUGCUCCUACAAGUAUGUGAAGUACGUGUGUUCUGACCACUAGAACAGUACAAUGCUUGCCAUACGGGAUGCACUUACUAAUUUGUCGCGGACUAUAAACAAUGGGUGUAUUUCCUAAUAAUUUUGUCCAAUAGUAGCCUGUGCCAUCAUGCAGUCGAGCUUCGCAGUCAGUAUAGACUUUUGAUUCAGUUAUCUAGUUAGGUAUUCAGUUAGAUCCAUACAAUUGGGUACAUAGACUUGCAGCACUUGUAAUGAAACGGAGUCGUUUAAUUAUGUUAGAGUAAUAAUAAUAAUUAGAAUCCAAUAGGGCAUAUUUCGAAUUUGUCUGAAAAAAUUGUAUCUACUUUAUUGCAAUCACACUUAAUCAGAAAAAAAGAGCUUUACAGUUGGAUAUCACGACAAUGUCCAAUUUUGCCGGAUUUCUAUCGAUUACAUUUCACGGAUAUUUGACGUUAAUCAAACAAAUUAUUCAUUAUCAUCACUGUCGUGCAGAGUUUGAUGUCAUCUCUUUUAAAACAUACCUUGUAUCAUUGCAAUUAUGCGGAAUAGGCGGCAGGUGUGAUCUAGGUCAAGUGGAACAUUGUCGCAUACAUCAGAAUCAAUAUCUAAGAAUAUCUAAGCAAGAUACAUUGGAUUGUGCUGGGGAAGGCUGAGACUACUGUGGUCCAAUGGCGUUAUUCCCCAAUAUUCUUAGCGUUGUAAACGUUUGACGAUAUUAGUGAAAGAUAACGUAAGGCUGUAGCAGCUAAUUAAAUGAUUAUACACAGAAUACCGAAAAUAAUAAUAAGUACAAAAAUGCCAAUUACAUAGCCCAUCACCGA